CUCCUGGAGGGGCCACAGGACGCUGAUCUGCUGCCCACUGGGAGGAACGUGUUCGGGCCCGCGGCAGGGGGCGGGGUCGCGCCUCCGCCUCGGCUCUGGUUCCAGCCGAGCCUCACCGACGCCGAGAUGGAAAUCCCGAGGCUGCUCCCGGCUCGCGGGACACCACAGGGCGGCGGCGGCGGCGGCUGCUGCCCCGCGGGUGGCGGCGGGGUGCCCCGAGCCCCGGACUCUCUGGCUUGUCAGGCCCCCACGCGCCGCCUCCUCCUGCUCCGGGGGGCCCAAGAUGGCGGGCCGGGGCCGCGGAGCGCAGAGGCCCAGAGGGCCUCACGGGGCCUGGGCCCGAGCCCUAGCGCGAACCGCUUGGCGCCGAAGCCGGAUCCCCGGAGCCGCGGCGGCGGAGGAGGAGGCAGAGGCGGCGGCGGCGGCGACGACUUCUUCCUGUUGCUGCUCGACCCGGUGGGUGGCGACGUAGAAACGGCGGGCGCGGAGCAGGCCGGAGGGCCGGUGCGGAGGGAGGAGGCCGGGGCAGGCCCGGGACCAGAGCGGCGCGCGAGCGGCGCGGCGAACCCCGCGGGCCGGCCCGAGCCGGGGCCCCGGCGCCCGUCGGCCGCGCCGGCUCCGUCGCCGCUCCCCGCGGCGGGCCCGUGCCCGGGCCCCGGUCCCGGCCCCGGCCCCGCGGCGGCCUUCGCGGGCACCAUCACCAUCCACAACCAGGACUUGCUGCUGCGCUUCGAGAACGGCGUCCUCACCCUGACCACGCCCCCGCUGCCCGCCUGGGAGCCGGGGGUCGCGCCGGUCCCGCAGCCGCAACCCGGGGUCCCCGGCGGCCCCGGAGGCCCCGGCGGCCCGGACGGCCCGCAGGCCGGCUACCCGCCCGCCGCCGCGGCCGCCGCCGCCGCCGCGGCCGCCGGCUCCUCGCAGCUGGGCGACUGCCCCGAGCUGCCACCCGACCUCCUGCUGGCCGAGCCGGCGGAACCCGCGCCCGCGCCGGCGCCUCCGGAGGAGGAGGAGGCCGAGGCCCCGGCCGCGGCCCAGAGCCCCCGCGGGCCUCUCGGCCCGGGCCCGGGCGUGCUGCUCUACCUGUGCCCGGAGGCUCAGUGCGGCCAGACCUUCGCCAAGAAGCACCAGCUGAAGGUGCACCUGCUGACGCACAGCAGCAGCCAGGGCCAGCGGCCCUUCAAGUGCCCCCUGGGCGGCUGCGGCUGGACCUUCACCACCUCCUACAAGCUCAAGAGGCACCUGCAGUCGCACGACAAGCUGCGGCCAUUCGGCUGCCCGGUGGAGGGCUGCGGCAAGAGCUUCACCACCGUGUACAACCUCAAGGCGCACAUGAAGGGGCACGAGCAGGAGAACUCCUUCAAGUGCGAGGUGUGCGAGGAGAGCUUCCCCACGCAGGCCAAGCUCAGCAGCCACCAGCGCAGCCACUUCGAGCCCGAGCGGCCUUACCAGUGCGCCUUCUCCGGCUGCAAGAAGACCUUCAUUACCGUGAGUGCCCUGUUCUCUCACAACCGCGCCCAUUUCAGGGAACAGGAACUCUUCGCCUGCUCCUUCCCGGGCUGCAGCAAGCAGUACGACAAGGCUUGCCGCCUCAAGAUUCACCUGCGGAGCCACACGGGAGAGCGGCCUUUCCUUUGCGACUUUGAUGGCUGCGGCUGGAACUUCACCAGCAUGUCCAAACUCCUGCGACACAAGAGGAAGCACGACGACGACCGCAGGUUCACCUGUCCCGUGGAGGGCUGCGGCAAGUCCUUCACCAGGGCCGAACACCUCAAGGGCCACAGCAUCACCCACCUGGGCACGAAGCCCUUCGUGUGCCCCGUCGAAGGCUGCUGUGCCAGGUUCUCUGCCCGCAGCAGCCUCUACAUCCACUCCAAGAAGCACUUGCAGGACGUGGGCACCUGGAAGAACCGAUGCCCGGUCUCCACCUGCAACAAACUCUUCACGUCCAAGCACAGCAUGAAGACCCACAUGGCCAAGAGGCACAACCUCAGCCAGGACCUCUUGGCCCAGCUCGAAGCCGCCAACUCUCUCACGCCCAGCAGUGAACUGGCCAGCCAGGGGCAGAGCGAUCUCAGCAGCCCCGAGCUGGUGUCUCUCUUCUCGGAUGCGCCCGGCCACAGUUCUGCCGCGGUGCUGGACACGGCCCUGGUCAACUCUGGCAUCUUGACUAUUGACGUGGCCUCUGUGAACUCCACUCUCGCAGGAGGUCUCCCUGCCGAGAACAGUAACCAUUCCUUGGGGCCAGCGGCGGACCCCCGGGCCCUGAGGGCCCCCAGUGACCUUCCCCAGGGUCUGGAUACCUCUCUCUUCUUCGGAACCUCGGUGGCCGCUUAUCAGCAGAGCCCCUUAGACAUGGACGAUGUCCCCGGGGGAAGCGUGGGGGGGCUCUUUGGCUCCCUGGCCCUGAAAAACUCAAGCCUGGAGCCCCAAGCUUUGACACCCAGCAAUAAGUUAACCGUGGACACGGAAGCUCUGACUCCCUCCAGCACCCUUUGUGAAAACAGUGUCUCGGAACUGCUGACCCCUGCCAAAGCCGACUGGAACGUGCAUCCCGACUCUGACUUCUUUGGGCACGAGGAAGAGACCCAGUUUGGAUUCUCCAACCCAAUGGGAAGCCACGGUUCUCAGAAAGAAACAGAUCUCAUCACGGUGACUGGCACCCCGUUUUUGGUAUGAACCUACUCUGCCCUGCCUGCCCAGCCCUGCCCUGCCCUGUCGUGCCCUGCCGUGCGGCUCACUUUUAUCACACUCUGGUCUGAGGACGUUCUGGAAGGAGGGCUUCCGUGCAGUCGUUUCUUGCUGCUUUGCAGAGGAACGCGUCUGUGGACUACAAAUUUAGAGAUUUACAUUCUCAUCCUGGGCCUGGAACUCAUGAGUUCUGUGACCCUCAGCAAGUCUCCCAACCUAGCUGAGCCUUACUUCAUUAUUUAUAAAAGUAUCAUUUUGUGUAGAUUGUUUCUAUUUUCUUUUCUUUGUAUUCCCUUGAUGUAAUUUUUAGGGUAUUUUUUAGUGGUUACAUUUGAUUCUAAUGUAAUGAAAAGGGCUAUGAUCCCUUUGAACAUUAAAUGGUCAGUGCUAGGUGAACUGGUGUUUUUAAGUUUUAAUAUAAAUAAUACCUCAUUUUCACAACAUCCAUAAUAGCAGUAGAAUGUAAAAAUACAGAGUAUUAUUUGGUUCUUUGUCAGUUUUCUUGUGUUGCCUAGAAAUUGGAGGGUUUAUUUUCGUUUUUGAAAAAUGUCAGGGUUUUGCUGUAUUAUAAGCAUAGCUUAAAACAUCGCCUAGUUACCAUUGAAAAAGUGGCCUUAUAUUAGUGAUUUCGUCUUGCUGAGCCUUACUUUCCGAGCUUUAUAGUCGUCGUGAAAAUGAGCAUUGUUCUCAUGGAUUUGGAUCAAUUUUAUGCUUGGGAUUGUUACUGGGGGAAAAUAUGUUUUCACUUUUGUCAGUCUCCAGUUUUCUCCCCCCCCCCCAUUUCACUUCUUAAAGUGUUAGACAACAAAAGUUAACAGAAAGUUAACAAAUGUUUAUGUCAUAGUUUUGCAACCAGUAAACGUUUAUGAGCAUUAAGCAAACAUGGGAAUUUGUUCCUUCCACAGAUGGUGGAGGACUUUCUCUACAGUGUUCUUAGUUAACAUUGGUCACAGUUCCAUUUGUCAAGUACUAGUGUCUGCUCUGAAUCAAUGCCAGCUCUCAGCCUGGUUCUACUAGUCUAAUAAAAUUGGAGAACGGACCAGAAGGAGAUGUUCAUUUCUCUAUCCGGGGCCCUCAUUCCUAGCCCUCUCUGGAAUGGCAGGCUUGCUGUGCAUUCUGAAAUACUGUCAAUUAUAACACGACUGUAGCAUUCUAUGAUUUAUAUAGAAAUUUAUCUAAUAUAUUUGAUUGUUAUAAUCGUGAUGAGAAAGCGUGACUUUCAUCUGAUACUAAACCUUUCCUGGCCUAUGACAGAUGGAGUUCACUUAGUAACUAUUAUUUGUGUUUCAAAUAAGAGGACAUAUUUCUACCUCUCCCAUUCUGCUCUCUUGAGUUCCAUCGUCAUUUUGUUUAGGAGCAAUUCUUUUAUUCCUCCUAAGUAAAUACUUCUACCCUUAUGCUGUUCUGUUUCACUCCUUACUAUCAUCCUUGCUAUAUGCACCAGUGUGUGCCAUGCUCCUACCUUUUUCUCUAAUUUGACACUUAUUUUGGUCACCUUUUUCUUACAUGAUCUAAUUUUCGUCACAAUAAUUUCUGCAGCCAGUGUGUGCACUGAGAAGGUAUUUCUGAAUCCAGAUUGCAAGCAUGUCUAUAGGAGUCAGGUGAUAAUGGGGUUCUUUCUUUCUGGAAAGUCUAAUGACAAGGACCUCUCUAAAUUUGUUCACCGUGUUUUCUACUAGCAAAUAGCCAUUGUGAAAUACUCCAAUUCAAUACUUGGAGUUUUCAUGAGACUACUUGAGGAAAACAGUUUUCCAGUACCUUGGCAAUAUAUAAUUUGCCACUUUGAAAUGCAUUAUGUACUUUCUUUAUAAUUUUUAAAUUGGUUGAACCUAUUGAGUGAAAAGGUAAAAAGUAUACAUUAAUUUAUAAUUUAAAGAAGUAUUCAGAAUUUUAGUGUGCCCAAGCAUCAAUAAUAUUAUUCCCUUAGCACUUUGAAAAGACUGUAAAGACUAUUUUAGAAAUACAUUUUCAUGACUUAAAACAAACAUUUCUCAUUUUAUUUGGAAGGACUGCAAAGGCCUGAGGUAAACACACAUUUCAUAAGCAUUUAUUAAGAUAUAUAACCAUAAAGAUUUUUUAAAGUGUCAUUUAAAUUCUUUUACAUUUCUUCACUUAAAACUAUAAUAUUACCUAUGGUCUAUAGAAUUUCCAAAGGAUAAAUUUUAAUUUCUUGAUGAUAAGAAUCAUGUUAUUAUUAUGCUUUCUCAGCCUGAUGGUGGAAUGACUGGAAUUGCAGUCAGAAACGUGACUGCAAACAUAAUGGCUGUACUUCUGUUCUUAACAUAAAUUUGACAUUUUAAAAAUGACGAGUCAUGAGUUAAUCUCCUUUGCCUUUUGUGUUUUUCAUCCUUUCUUGAUUGAUUAAAGCUUGCCAAUUAAUUGUGUUAAUAACAAUGUCUUAUAGGAAGGUUGUUUUCAAAGGGUCCUGUUGAACCAAUUUGAUCAUAUAAAAUAUGUUAAGCUUGAUAUGUUGCCACGUAUUUCAUUAUAAUAUUAAAUAAUUCAAAGUCUUGAGUAGUAGAAAUAAAAUUUGAUAGAUUGUCAGGUCAUCUUUCAGAAAAUGCUUCAUAUUUUCAUCUAGAAAAGAAAAGGACUUAGUAUAACAGUAUAUUUAGAAUAUUAUCUCUCUGGAGCAAUUCAUAAUCCUUUAGUAUUAAACAUAUACACAUGAGUUUUUAAUAAUGCAAAAACAUAACAUAUGUACCUCACUCAAAAUAUGCCAUAAUUGAAAUGUAAAACUGGAUUAAAUUGUAUAUGUAUAUUGCUUUUGAAACGUACAGGAUUUUUUCCUUCCACUUUUGUUUUUGUUUUUCGAGACAGGGUUUCUCUGUAGCUUUGGAGCCUGUCCUGGAACUAGCUCUUGUAGACCAGGCUGGUCUCGAACUCCCAGAGAUCCACCUGUCUCUGCCUCCCAAAUGCUGGGAUUAAAAGUGUGUACCACCACCGCCCGGCUCCUGUCACAUUUUUUUUUUUAAAGGCAGAAAGGAUUCAUUUUUUCUCACAGUUCCAUAGUAUUAUCCACCAUACUGGAGAAGUUAAGGAGCAGGAACUCGAGGGAUCUGAACACAGCACAUAUGUCAUCAGGAACAGAGAACAAGGAAUGAGUGAGGGCUUACUCAUGAUUUCUCCACUUCCACAGUUCAAGAUCCUCUUCUCAGGGAUUGGUAUCCCCACCCAAAAUUAAGAUGGAACUUCUACAUCAGUUAACCUAAUCAACACAAUCCCCCAAAGGAUCCCAGAGCCCAUCCUCCUGGUAAUCCUAGAUUCUGUCAAGUUGGGUGCCAGUACUUACCAUUACAGAAUGGCAUUCCACAAAGGUUGGGGAUAAAAGAUGUUAUGUCCAUCUGCUUUCUGAUGUACAGAGUUCUCAUGGAUAGCUCAUACUUGUUACUAUUAUCCUCAUUUUACAACUGAAAAAUAUGAAAUGCUAAGAAGUUUAUGGGAUUUUCAUAACAUAAUUGUUACAAGUGGUUAGGUUUGUUGUAGUUGCAAAAUACUUCCAGAAUCCAAUCUGAUGAUGGUUCUAAGCACAAUACACUAUUGUGGUGUUAUGGUUGGUAGAGACCUAGAAAUGAUAGUUUCUCCAAAUCUGAUUUUAUGUACAGGAAUAGAGUGUUUAUUUGGUUGUAAAUUACCCCUGAAAUUGUUCUAAAACUAUUUGCAAUCAUGGAUAUAGAUGGCCUAUAACAAUAUUUCAAAAUUUUCCAGAUCUGUUCAGUGAUCCAGAAAGAUAUUUUAAGAAUACACAUCCUUGCCCUUAAAAGUAUAAAAUAUUCUUAUUUGUAUAGAAAACUAAGACUAAGGCUGAUAAUGAGUAUUUUAAUUGCUCAUGAGAUAGCUGGAAUUAUCUACUAUAAAUAUCUUAUAAACAAAAAUGUAAUUAUUUUCCUCAA
Molecule: messenger RNA, 6581 nt
Organism: Chionomys nivalis (European snow vole)
Lineage: Eukaryota; Metazoa; Chordata; Mammalia; Rodentia; Cricetidae
Product: zinc finger X-linked protein ZXDB-like
Exons: 2
Coding region: 127-2676 (849 amino acids)
Biological process (GO): regulation of transcription by RNA polymerase II
Cellular component (GO): nucleus
Molecular function (GO): transcription coregulator activity
Source: RefSeq, a predicted model, not a curated record